Pelodiscus sinensis (Chinese soft-shelled turtle) is the source of this 6212-nucleotide messenger RNA. NCBI's taxonomy places the organism in Eukaryota, Metazoa, Chordata, Testudines, Trionychidae. The record is from RefSeq and is a predicted model, not a curated record.
AACUAAUCGAAUAGUCAGUACAAAUUGCAUCGACUAUUCGAUUAACCAGUUAAUCUAAAUUUAACAUCUCUACUCCUUAUACUGAGUUGCAGGUCCAUCUGAUGGUGAAUCUCUCUGUAAUAUGCUGGGGAAAAGUAGCACCUUCCUUAUUUUGUCCAGAUAAUAAAAAUAUGAAUAAAAGGAUCCACAUCUCUCUGUUUUCCAGGUAUUCCACACGUCACGAUACAGUCACCAUUGAGCCGAUUUACGAGAAUGGUACCACUUGUUCACAAAAAGCUUUGCUGUCUACUCAGUCUACACAGGCCACAAAGCUAAGCAGCGUUGUUAUAGCUGAGGAGCUUGUGACAGGCCAUUUACUACGUUGUGACAUCAUUGUCGAUAUGAUAAACAGUAUUGAAAUUAUCUCCCGAACCCGAGAAAUCUAUGUGGAAGAUUCUCCACUUGAGUUAACUGUGAGAGCUCUGGAUAUUGAAGGAAAUACAUUCAGUAGUUUGUCAGGAAUGAGAUUUGAGUGGAGCAUUGCUAAGGACGAUGACAUGGAAGGCUUAGAACUGUCUAGCAAAAUUAGGAUUUUGAAAUACUCUGAAGCAGAGUAUUCCCCACCAGACUACAUUGUGGAGAUGGAAACAGCAGAAAAACAAGGAGAUAGGAUUCUGGUAUCAGGCAUCAAAACUGGUGCAGCUGUCAUAAAGGUCCGAAUUCAGGAACCCGCUUAUAAGAAAGUAGCUGCUGCACUGGUACGUCUGUUGGUUCUGGAGAAUAUAUUCCUAAUACCAUCCUAUGACAUUUACCUUCUGGUUGGAGCCUACAUUAAGUACAAAGUUGCUAAAAUUGUACAGGGAAAGAUCACAGAAGUGGAGUUGCCUUUUGAAUAUUAUGAGCUUGAACUGCGUGACUCCAUUGUUGCACCUGGUGGGUCUGAUGUUAUUCCGGUAGCCAAACUGGAUGUGGACACAGUCACUGUGACAGCAAUUCAGCUGGGACAGAUUAGUCUGGUCUUUGUUCAUAAGAAUAUUCACAUGCGAGCUGCAUCUGGACUUCCAAACUGCACUAUCUAUGUGGUAGAAGCUGGAUUUCUAGGGUUCACUGUUCAGCCAGGAGACAGGUGGGUUCUAGAAGUGAAGCGAGCAUACACAGUCACUGUUGAAGUGUAUGAUAAAGCCAGCACUAAAGUCUAUUUAUCUGAUAACCUCAGGAUAACUCACCAGUUUCCAAAGGAAUAUUUUGAAGAAUUCUUAUCUUCUGAUAAUGGUUCUUACCAUGUAGUUCAAGUCCUGAAGGAUGGCAUCACAGUAAUAAAAGCUGCCCUGGUAUCUGUUCUUCUACAGACUGGCUCUGAAGAUUACUUACCUGUCCCAAUCAGCCAUGAACAGGAGGUGAAGAUUUACCUGCCCAUCAAGCUGACACCCUCCUUCCUCGCAUUUCCACACCAUCCCCUGGAAAUCUUGUAUCGGUACAAAGUUCAGGUAGAAGGAGGCAGUGGCAAUUUCACAUGGACCUCUUCCAAUCAGACUGUAGUCACAGUCACCAUAAAAGGAGUAGUGACUGCAGGAAUGGUCAGAGGGCAGAGCACAGUACAGGCGAGAGACGUGCAGAACCCCUUCCAUUAUGGAGAAAUACAGGUGUAUGUCCUGAAGCUGACGAAGAUGGAGAUUUUGCCAUUUCAUGCUGACAUUGAGAUUGGGCAAGUUUUGGAAGUUCCUCUCAUGAUGUACCACACCGAUAGGGAAACCAGGGAGACCAUUGCUUUUACUGACUGCUCCCUCUUAUCCCUGGACAUAGGCAUGGAUAAGCAAGGAGUCUUCAUACUUGCUGAAGAGGGUAAUCAGAAACCUGGCCUGGCCUUCUGCUCCAGCAUCCAGCUAGCAGCAAAGUCCCUGGGACACACGUUAGUCAGGGCGAGCGUUACAGUGUUCCAGGAGUAUUUCGAAACCAGUGCCACGUUUGCUGCUUAUGAGCCUCUCAAGGCUUUAAACCCAGUGCAGGUGGCAUUGGUGACCUGGCAGGCAGUGAAGCAGAUGGUAUUUGAAGGAGGGCCUGGGCCAUGGGUGUUGGAACCAUCUCGCUUCUUCCUGGAAUUGACUGUAGAGCAUGAAGGAAAGAUUGAGGUUACACAGGUCCGGCUGCCAACUACAAGGAAACAGAACCAGUACAUUUACCGGAUUUUGUGCCUGGAGCUGGGGGAGCAGGUGCUUACACUCCAAGUAGGUAACCAGCCAGGGGUCCUAAACCCCAGUCCUGCCGUGGAAACUGUGCAGGUGACUUUUAUUUGUGCUCAUCCAGCCAGUAUGUCUGUGACUCCAGUGUACAAGAUAGCUGCCGGUGCCCAGCCUUGCCCAUUGCCUCAGCACAACAAGCAGCUGAUCCCUGUGUCCAGUUUGAGGAAUACAGUUUUGGAGCUGGCCGUGUUUGAUCAACAUCGGCGGAAAUUUGACAACUUUAGCUCCCUGGUGCUGGAGUGGAAAUCAGCCAAUGAAACUCUCGCACGCUUUACUGACUCACGGUCCAUGCAGAUGGUAGCAAAGGAUGAUGGGAGUGGACAGACCAGAUUGCACGGGCAUCAGCUCCUGGAGGUGCACCACAUCAAAGGGACUGUUCUAAUUGGGGUCAGCUUUGUGAAGUAUUCACAGAGAGGCAGUCCAAGAGAAGUCACUAACUUGCCUACUUCCACAUCGGUGGAGUUGUUAUUGGUGGAGGAUGUGACGGUGGUGCCAGGCAAUGCCACUAUAUAUAAUCAUCCCGCUGUGAAGGAAAUAUUUGAUCUAGUGGAAGGGUCUGGAUACUUUUUGGUCAACAACAGUGAAAAGGAGACUGUAAACACUACCUACCGGGAAACAGAGAGUGCUAUUGAGAUCAUCCCUUUGCAGCCUGGAUCUCUAAUCUUGGAGGUCUAUGAUCUCUGUCUGGCAUUUCUGGGACCGGCUACUGUCUCUCUUCGUGUGUCUGAUAUGCAUGAAUUGGAGGUGGAUCUCAUUGAUAAGAUCGAAAUUGGCAAAUCUGUCCUCGCCAGCGUGCGCGUCCUUGGUUUCCAUCGACAUCCGUUCCAGAGUAAAUACUUCAAGUACAUGAAGCUGAGACUGCAGGCAGCAUCUGCCAUUGUUACACUUGUGCUAAUGGAGGAAGUGGGUGAAUACUCUGAAGUCUACAUGCUCCGAGCUGUUGCAGUCGGCCAGACAACGUUGGUGGCGACUGCCUGGGACAAGAUGGGAAGAAAAUUCACUUCUUCGCCUCGGAAGGUUGAAGUCUUUCCUCCAUUCAAACUCAUCCCAGAGGAAAUGACCCUCAUUCCACACAACAUGAGGCAGGUGAUGUCAGAAGGUGGCCCUCAGCCUCAGUCCAUCAUCCAUUUCUCUAUCAGUAACCAGACGGUGGCUGAAGUUAACCGCCUGGGCCAGGUGGUGGCUAAGGCUCUUGGAACAGCCACGAUACAGGGUACCAUUCAGGCGGUCAGUGAAGACACAGGAAAAAUAAUUGUUUUCUCCAAGGGCCAAGUGGGACUGCAAGUAGUUCAGCUGAGAGCAGUAAGAAUCCAUGCACCUGCCACUAGGCUUAUCACAGCCACCAAGAUGCCUGUUUACGUCAUGGGGCUGACCAGCGCGCUGACUCCGUUUGCCUUUGGCAAUGCCAACCCAGGGCUGAAAUUCCACUGGUCGAUGAGCAAACGGGAUGUUCUGGACCUUCUCCCCCGACACUCCGAGGUCUCCCUGCAGGUCCUACCUGAGAAUAACUUUGCCAUGGUUGUACACACUAAGGCGGCUGGGAGAACCAGUAUUAAAGUGACAGUGCAAUGCCUGAAUGUAUCUGCUGGCCAGUUGGAAGGAAACCUCGCUGAACUCUCUGAUGAAGUACAGAUAUUGGUGUUUGAUAAGCUUCUACUUUUCUCUCCUGAGUGUCCAACAGAGCAGAUUCUGAUGUCCACAAACUCACAGCUCAAGCUGCAUGCAAACAGGGAGGGGGCGGCACUUGUGAGCUCUCAAAUCCUGCAGUGUUUCCCCAACUCUUCUGUCAUCGAGGAGCACGGCCAGGGGCUGCUGAGAGCAGGACCCGUAACAGGCACUGCAGUGCUUGAAGUGACAUCUCUAGAACUUUUUGGAGUCAACCAGACGAUCCUAACUGGGGUCCGGGUGGCUCCUGUGUCAUACUUGAGGAUAAGCACCAGCCCUCAGCUCUACACGACUAGCAGCACAUCUCUGAUGGCCUUUCCUCUGGGCAUGGCUCUUACUCUCACUGUCCAGUUCUAUGACAAUAUCGGGGAAAAAUUCCAUGCCCAGAACACCCAGCUUUACCUGGCUUUGAACAGAGAUGACCUGCUUCUAAUCAGACCGGGAACUAGGAAUUACACGUAUGUGGCUCAGGCUGUGAACAGAGGAGUGACAGUGUUGGGAAUCUGGGAUGAGAAGCACCCAGGCAUGGCUGACUAUGUCCACGUGUCUGUAGAGCAUGCCAUCCAGCCGGAGCUCUCCAAGCCCAUUGCAGUAGGAGAUGUGAUCUGUUUCAGCACACCCCUGGUCAGCCACGAAGGUGAACCUGGGCUGUGGCAGGUCUCCCCCACUGGCAUUCUUCAGACAGACCCUGUGAGUGGAGCAGCGUUUGUGAAGAAUGCUGGGACAGCUACAAUCUUCCAUGACAUCCCAGGGAUAGUGAAAACAUACAGAGAGGUAGUUGUCAAUGGUUCAACAAGAUUAAGCCUCACCCUUGGUCCCAAAAGCUACCUAACCAAUACUCUUAACUCAUCUGAAUUCUGGGUCUUUGUUGCCACAGGCAGUGCAGGAGCAAGCCUCAGAGGCCCAUGCAGCCCUUCUCAGGUUUAUGCAGUCACUCAUCUGCUUCGCCCAGAGUCUCACCUGCUGUGUCAAGUUGAGUUCAGCAGCACAGUGCUGGAUAUUCCAGCCAGUAAAGUCUUUCACAUCCAGCCGCACUUCAGUAUUGAAAAAGGUCUCUACGCCUGCGUCAUCACCGCUAAACCCCAGUCCGAUGAAGUCCUCCUGGCUUUGAGUUUUGCUGAGGCCUCUGUGUAUGUGAUGGUCUGUCUCUUCAGUGAACAAAGCAAGGAUGGAAUGCAAAGAAUCCUGGUUCCCUUCCUCCCUGCCUUUUACCUCAAUCAGUCAGAAGUGGUUUUUAGCAGCAAACUCCUCACUGGCAAGAUCAGAGUGCUGGGAGCUGAGCAAGUGUUAGAAAAGCUGGAGGUCCACCCCACCAGUCCUGUGAUCAUAGUGCGGCAGCCUGAACAUUCACCCAACAUGCCUGGGCUUGUCUCCUACCCAGUUAGCGUGGUCAAUCUCACAUCUCUCCAGCAGAUGGCAGCCCCCAUCUACAUCAAUGUCUCUUGUGUCCUCACAGGCCAAAGAGUUACAGUAUCAGUGAGAGUGGUGGCAGAACCGCCUGUGCUCAGUCAGUGCAGUGAAGCAGGAAUUGUCCAACAGCUUAUAGGCUCUUACCAGAUCCUUCUCUUCACCCUCUUUGCUGUUCUAGCAUCAACCACCGUCAUCUUUCUCACAUACAAUGCCUUUCUCACCAGAGUGCAGAAUGUACCUGUUGUGUACGUGCCUACCUCAGCUACACCUCAGACAGGGUAUUCCUAUCCUCCUGUUGGUCCUCAGCAGCCCAAUGGAAGAAACAGGACACAGCUGUGGCUUUGGAGUGUACGGAGAAGACAUUUUUGAAGGCCUUGCCUUUUUGUACUUUAAUAAAUGUCUGUGAAGUGUGCUAAUGGAUCAUAGCACCUGCCUGUUUCUCUGGACUGACUCUAGACCCUUCCGGCCCCAGCAAUGAGCACUGGGCCAAGCCCCUCUGUUGGCAGACGCAGAGUAGGGUUCAUGCCAUUCUGAACAGAGCAGUGUGGUAGAAGACUCCCUCAUGGUAUGGGCUAGAAUAAAAUCCAGAAGCCACUCAGCUGUUUCAACUUUGACCCUUUUCAAGCUGUUAAGUGUACAGGAUGUUAAAUAUCGGUUAACUCAUCAACUCUUAUUGGUUACUCGACUGUUCUGUAGUCCCCACUGUGCUCUGGGCCCACUCCUGAGGAGCCCCCUGCCACUUUGUGCUGCUGCCUCAGUUUCAGAGGCAGCAGCUAGUCUGUGAGGGGAGCCAGGUUACAAACCAGCUCCUCUCAGACUGGCUACCUGUUGCCCUGCGUAUAGAGGCAGCAGUGCAGGGUGGCAGCAGCCCUGUCCAGGAGAAGCUCUGAGCUCCAAGACUUGGUGCAAGACAGGCGU